Messenger RNA from Aplosporella prunicola CBS 121167, 1359 nucleotides. RefSeq lists its product as uncharacterized. Bases 1 to 1359 code for a protein of 452 amino acids. The record is from RefSeq and is a predicted model, not a curated record. NCBI's taxonomy places the organism in Eukaryota, Fungi, Ascomycota, Dothideomycetes, Botryosphaeriales, Aplosporellaceae. The transcript has 3 exons.
AUGUCGGAAACGCGAGAGUCGGCGUAUAGCACGCUCGAACUAGACAGACGCCAAAUGGGCGACGGUCUACCUGAGGUCCUACCAAACACCGAUGCACCGGAAGCUUUCAACACUGGAGAGAAAGAGACCGCGAAAAAUGCAAACAAGCUCCCAGUUGAAAAGUCCCCAGUUGAAAAGAGGGUACCAAAUAUCUGCGGUAUGCGCAGAAGGCUGUUCUGGAUUCUGCUAGUUGUGGCUUUGCUCAUUGUCGCUGGCGCCGUGAUUGGGGCAGUAUUUGGCACGGCACGAAACAAACGCUCAAAGAGCCCUUCCCAUGGCGACAUCCACCAAUCGCCUAAGAAUGGUACUGAGAUAUAUAAGCGAGGCAUUUCUAGGAACUCGCAACUCGCUACUGCUAACUAUACAGACAAAUUAGGUAUCGACCAUUCUCAGCUUUACUACCAGGAUAAUUCGCUGCAGAUCUGGAGUGCCGAUUGGAACAGCUCAGCCAGCAACUGGACUCUCUACGAAGUAUUGUCUCACGAUAACAAGACAAUAAUUCCUAAGGAUGGGACGCCGAUAGCCACAGCUAAUUAUUGGCGGCCAGAACUUGGUAACACCGAUUACCGCUGUCUUUUUGUCGACAAUGAAAACUUCGUCCGGAUUUUCUUUAUCAUUAGAGGAGCUACCUCAGACCCGUGGGCCAUAUGGCCCGCUAUAGAUCGGGUCAUGCAGGUCAGCGAAAACUCCAGCCUCGUGCAUUAUAUGCGGCAGUGCGAUGGCUGUGAUAAUUCCGACUUUACUUCCUACGAAUCUCAGGCCGGCGAUCUUAUAAUCCACUAUCCGUUCAGUAAUGGCGACGGCGGCGAUGUCACUGGCAAGCUUCAACCUAAUGGCAUCGUCAUUGACAAGUACACUGCCAUGGCCGUCGCCCCGCUCCCAGCGAGGUCGUCCAAAACUGCGUCGGUGGCCAUGUAUCUAGUUUCCGGGGGGUUAUUAGCCGAGAUCUAUGGAAUGUGGGGCCAGACUUGGGUAGUGUCUGAUUUGAUAUCCACGAGACAAUACAGCGUCGAUAAUGGAGCUCAACUUGCGGCAAUAACUCAACCAACAGGAGCGGAUUUCAAGAAACAAGUCUUGAUAACAAAGGCAGACGGAGGAGUGAAGAUGGCGUACAUGGAUGGAUCAGAUUGGUGUUAUCAAGAUAAUGUCGAUGGGAUGGAGAAAGUUCUACCACUCUCGCCGAUCGCAGCAAACCAACUUGGACGGGUAUAUGCGCUCGAAGAUGGCCCGCAAGUUGUUGAGUGGACAAUGAUUAAUGGCUCGGUCCCGACGUUUAAGCGCGUUGGAGCAGUCGACACGACAGGCGGACGGUCAUCAUAG